AUGACGUAUGGAUUUAAUUACGUGUUUGCGAUGACCAUUGAUGAUGAUGAUGUGUGGCGUAAGCAAACAUUCAACUGGCGUAAAAUGCUAAAACAAAAAUCCCCUGACUUUCGAAGAAAUAAAACACUCCAAACGACGCUUUCUUGAAUCAAACUCUCCAGAAAUUCACAAGUCCAAGUUCCUGAUACUCUUAGACGACUUUAUUAUACGUUUUUACUCCAAAACAGUGUUUUUGGACUACUAAAAAAGCAAAUUUUAAAGGAGUUCCCUCGUGCGCACGCGCGAGGAUGACGCGAAGUUUAUAGAUCAGUUUAUAGUCAAUAGAUCAGAAUAUAUAAUAUUUCAACUGAACUUUUGUAAUUGGACUUAAAAAGGAAUGAAUUUAACAUGGUAUUGAUGGUAAUGCUUAUAAACAUCAAUGCAUGGCGCAUGUGGAUAGCCAUGCCAGCACGGACCAUUUAUUUGCAUGAUAUUUUAAAAAUGCCGCCUUGGUACACUUAGCAUCAGGUACAAAUGUUAGAAAGGUUCACUUUGAAAACAAUACGACCCUAUGAAAACCAUUUCAAAAUUUCUAUGUCUCCAAUGCCUCCAAGUCACAAACUUUCAAGGAUUUUGAAACGUAUGUACACAGGCUAAAGGGUUUAACUAAUACGCAGGUAAUAUACUACAAACAUUCGAGUAUGUUAGGUUUAAAAACUAAACUACAUCACUAUAUGGUGAACAAACUGAAGGCCCCCACCAUAGACAGGCUAUAGGGUUCAACUAGGACCCUGUUUACAAGGUAACAGAUGAAUUUGGAACCGGGCUGAAAUUCAUCCGUUUCGGCCUUUCGUUUACACGAGAACCACGGAACCGGACAAAUUUGAGAACCUCUAACAGGACAAAUUCACAUGUAAACUUAACAGGUGAAAAAGAACAAAUUUCAGCCUGGCCCCAAAUUCGUCCGGUACCGUGUAAACAGGGUCUAAUACCAGAAACAUUUGAGUAUGCUAAGUUUCAAAAUUCAAAGGACACUAUAUCAAUACCAAUAAACAAAGACAAAAUAUCCUAUUGCAUAGUUUCCGCUCCUUAACAGGCGGCCAUUUUUACUUGAGCCAAUUGCAGGUCCGCGGUUCACUUCAUGAACGUAGGUUGAUUUCACAUUGACGAAAAAAAACGAAGAAUUUUUGCACAGAAAAUUAGGGAACCCCAACACUGGACCUUACGGCCAUUGUAAUUGUUUUGCUCUAUCAGUAAACCUUAUACUUGUAUUUAAAUUCAUGUGGUAUAAUAUUUGGCGCAGGCUUAUAGGUUCAUCCCAUACCCAUUCUUAACCACACAUAAAUAUUCAUUUAAUGCCAGGUGCCUACAACAUCAAGUGGCCGUUGCACGUGUGGUAAAGGAUCUUGUCCUCAAUGUGAAAAGCCAUAUGCAAACAGAUGUAAGCCACAUGACUGUUCUAAAUGUGGGUUUCUACUUGGAGGAUCCUAUGUUCCCAAAAAGAAAGCUGUUAAAGCAACAGUUCCAGCAAGCACUAUCGUCUUUUCUAAUGAGACUACAACAAUAUACUCCGUGGUGACUACUACAAGAAAUAAUCGUUGUUUUGUUGUUGUGGAAAAUGGUCUAACAAUAUGCCCGAAUGGAGUAUGCAAAGAAAGCAGAUCUGUUUUCAUAAAUAGUGGUCAAACAGAAGCAUUCAUGUGUAAGCAUGCAUAGUGAAAAAGUGGUAUCUUCAUCCCAACCGGAGUGGACAUCAUUCUGCACUCCAAAAAAGAUCGAGACUUAUUCUUCAGACGACAGCGUCAAGUCAGUUCUGUUUGGUGUGGUAAAAGAGAAUUCCAAUUUGCCACAUGCAGUUCAGGUUUCUGCAAAACGGUUUGCUAUUUUCUCACUACCAAGCACAUCAAAUCCAAUCGGUUAUACGCACAUGAGUAAAGAGAAUCCAUUUUAUUCGUGCACAUCGAAAUAUUGCAGGACAGUAAAGGUCAAAACCAAACAACUUGGUUUGAGGAACAUUUGCAUGCAUAUUCAUAUGCUUUUGUGCUGCCUGCAAAAUAAUGAUGAAAUUUACAAUAUACCUCGUUGUCAAAGUGUGGAAGAUACAAUCGAAGAAGAUGCUGCAAAAGAAGAUUCUGUGUCUCGUCAAAACACUAAACAGCUGUAUAGCAACUUUCAACUGCCUUAUAAAGUAGAAACGACAACUUUAGCCAAAAAUAAGGAAUUGGAUUGCAAAGCACUACUUGGCAAAGGUGGAUGGCCAGAUGUGUUCGAACCAAAUGAGAUGUGCUGUGGCCUCUGUAAAUCUGAACUGAGCGCCAGUAGGACUCACCCUGCUUCCAAUGGAAAAGGAAUCCUUAUUACAUGCCUAAACCCAUUUCGAAAAAUAUCAAUAAAG
Molecule: messenger RNA, 2374 nt
Organism: Paramuricea clavata
Lineage: Eukaryota; Metazoa; Cnidaria; Anthozoa; Malacalcyonacea; Plexauridae
Source: the annotation of a GenBank genome assembly